Molecule: messenger RNA, 3000 nt
Organism: Eublepharis macularius
Lineage: Eukaryota; Metazoa; Chordata; Lepidosauria; Squamata; Eublepharidae
Gene: BRD3OS
Product: BRD3 opposite strand
Exons: 2
Coding region: 990-1244 (84 amino acids)
Source: RefSeq, a predicted model, not a curated record
GCGACUCCUCCUCUGGCCAUGCUCGCGGCCCCGCCCGCCGUUGACGCGCUCGGCCCCCUCCUCCUUCUCCCGGGAGACGCGGCAGAGACGCCGAGGGCGGGCAGGCGCCGUGGCCGGGCUGUGCGUUCUUGCCAGGGAAGUCGUAAGGACCAGCAACAAGAAAGAAAGAAAGAAAGAUGCGUAACUUUUUAUGGGCACAAUGGCGGCUGAAAUCAUCUGUUGUGCUCUGUGGCCAGGAGGGUAGCAUGCAGCUCCAGGCAGCUCCUGUCCUCUGAGUAAGAUGUUUAACCAAGCUCGAGCAGCUGGAGGUGGUGUCCAUCGGAUCGUACAAAAGUAGGUGGCAAGAAUGGGAAGGGCCUCAUUUUCCGUUCCUGGAGAGGUUUCCAUUUCACAUUCUCCCAUCUCUGCAGGACCAGGAGGUCGAGUGGGAGGAAUGCUCAGAUGAGAAGCAGCAUAGGGCUGAAAGGAGGCAGGCCAAACUGGGAGUGAGGGGCUGAAAAGCAGGAGCCGAAGGGAAAGAGAGAACAACCAACAGAGGCCUGAGAGAGAGCGGCUACAGGGAGCUGAGGAGCACAAGAGGAAGGUUCAUCCCGGAACAACAAGCUGCCUUAUCUUCAGACGCAAAACCUCUUUCAAUGGACCUGUGGGAUUCUCAUAUCCAAACACAGCACACUGGGAAAUUGGCAGGAUAAAAUGAGACUAUUAAAAGCCCUGGGGCUAGCAGGUUGGGAUUCUUUGUAGUCCUGCAUCUUGGUACUUAUGGAAGAUGAGCCAACUGCUAGGAAGCUCCUUGUCACAGACACCAGCAGACCAUUUGGGCUGAAAGUGCCCAAGCGUUUUUACACACGACCCACCCACCCCUCCUAUGUCUGAAAGGGUUUCUCUUCCAGCUCAGAACCCAAACAUUCUGGUUUAAUUCCUGAGACGCUGCUAGAAAUGAUGGAGGUCAGGCAUCCCUGGUGUUUGCAGGGUGAGCAACAGUUGUAGGGAUGAGUGGCCGGCCACCUCUUGCUGAAAAAGCUUUAUCAGAGGGCUACGCUCGGCUCCGUUAUAGGGAUGCCUCUUUGCUAAUCUGGCAACAGCAACAGCAGAAACUAGAAUCUCUUCCACCUGGAACAUAUUUAAGCCGGAGCUGCAGCAUGUGGUAUUCACAGUACGGCAACCAAGCAAUUCUAGUGCGAGAUAAAAAUGAAGUGGCUCUCUCAAGAAAUACGGGACAGUCCAAGUUUUGUACUAUUAUGUAAGCUGAGAAAGCCAAACCCUUUUUAGGCCUCCUCACUAUUGUUUUCAGGUAGUGGUUCUGUUCACCUGCUGGUCUUUCGGACAGUGUUUCCUCCGUUGCUUAGGAAGGGCAACAAUUUCCACAGAACAGGCUCAUGGACUUCCAGCUCCUAUUUUCAUCCUUCUUGGGUGGCAGAGCACACACAAUGGAAAUUCACAUGAUAAAGAAAGGUUUGGGAUGCAGAUGCAGUAGAAUCAACUGGCAAAGCUUUUCCCUGGAUUGUGCUGUUACAGACUGCAGUUGUGGAGGGUUGCAUACCUGAAUGCUUCCCUGCUCAUAGAAAAGUGAGGUAUUUGGAGAAAAAGCUAGGCUGAACUUCUUAUACAUAGUCUAUUUGUGCAUGUAAUGACUUGGUUUUAUGGGGCACAUUCCUGUCUGAAGUGACAAGGCCAUAGAAAAAUCUUUAUUAGAUGCUUCUAACAGAUACAUAAAUUGUCCAUUUAGAUAUUGGGUCAACCAAACUGAAAAGGCAAAGCUGCUUUUUUUGCAAUUCUUCAAUCUCCUGGCAAAGAGCUUUGUUGGGUCUGUAACAAAAGCAGCAUGACAAAAACUGACGGGUGGCUGCAACUGAAUUUUACAGGCAGAUGGGCAGUGAUUUGUGCAAAGCAAAGCCUCCAUCCCCAAUCUGAAUCCGCAAAAUCCAAAGGCAGGUAGGAGCGCACCAACGGCACAGGUUCUGCCCAUGUGAACCCAGUACACUCCAUUGAGUGGCAUAGCAGCAGAGUAGCUCAACGGGAACAGAGACAUUUCUGGAGCCCCCAGUUCUCCAUUGCUUAAGCCCCUUGGCAGCAAAUUGGCUCUAAAUGCUGAAUUCUAACAAUCACUCAAUGGGAAAUGUUGAGCUUAGCCUACUGCGUGAGUGAACUGCACUGAGCCUCAUGUUGUGUGUCAUGUGUGAGAUUUUUUAAAAAAAAUAUUUAGAUGGCUAUUUAUUCAUUAGCCUAAGGCAGAUUAAAAGUUAAAUUAGUUUGGCCCCAAAAGUACUGAAUCUGUUCUGGACCUGAACUGGAAGUGGGCACAGCGGGUUCCAUUCACGCCAGUCUUUGGAACGUCUUUCCUUCAAACAGACUGUCUCCAUGUCACAGUGCAAACUGCUGUGGGGAGGUCCAUGAUCCAAACUGGAUUGCUAUGUACCUGAAGGUUGUUCUCAGAACAGCAGCCUGAGCCCCUUGCUCUGCAGAAGAAACCUGUUUCAGAAAACAGGUAGUUUUGGGCGGAGGUGAGGCUUGGUUUAAAACUCCCUAGCCUGAUGCUCAUUCGUGUGCCAUCUUCAUUCCUCGCCCUCAUGGCAGCCUAAUAGUAGACAAAGGCCAUUUCUGAAAAGCUCCCCCAGCUAGGCAUCCAGUCAAGUCUCAAGCCCAAGGCAGGGAAGAGGCCCCAAGGGCCCAGUCAGUGUUUCUCUGCUAAGGUAAUGCAAACCUGUCCCCAUCAUUGAAGUGCAUGGUGGUCAGCCAUUGUCGGUAUGGGCUCUCCAGGUCCCCUACUGCAGGAAGGGGCAUGGGCACUAAGACUUUAUUCUUGGGGAGCCUGGGAGCAGGCCAGCGGGCAUGUCUUGCUUAACAUACACAAAAGGAAUGGUGGGUCUGGACUGGGGUGGGUGGGUGGAGAAACCUUGUUUACACCAGAGGAGUUGCUUUGCCUCUUUUAAAGUGUACACCUCUCACUGUGGUUGUCUGUUGCAGUAUUAACAAUGCUACCUUGAUUUGAAUAAAAUGUUA